UACACAAGGCAAGGGAAACCGAGCCUUAUCACAUUGCUCUUGCACCUGAAGCGCCGUCUCCAAUGUUGACACCCGAGGAAAGUCAACAACAAUAACAAAAUUUGUCUGAAAAUCCUUUGGUUUUCAGUAGUGGAAUGAAAGAUGAGUCGUGCAGAGAACGAGGCAUAUUGGGGUGCCACAGACACAGCACCCCAGGCCUUGGAUAAUUUCUUUGAUGAGGAUUGUGAAGUUACAUGGACUGGGACAUCUUCAAACAUCCAGUUCACCAAACAGAAUUCCCAUAGUAGCAGUGGUAAUGUCUCAACCACUUCCAGUGUAGGUGCUCUUGGAAACAGCCUCAGCAGUACAAGUAUUGCAGACAACAUAACACAUUCCACCCAUGACUGGAAUUCAGAGGGAACUGCUAGUGGUCGCCUGGCCAAAGGCUUUGGGAAGACAAUUGGAGAGAAACUUGAUUCCUUCAAGCCUCCAUCUGUCUCAAUAAAAUGGAAUGCUUCACAAGGUCAAGGAAGUGCCAGCUGUUUGCAGUGUAGUGCCAAGGACGAGGAAAUUGCUCAGCUGAAGAGACGCUUGGAAAACUCAUAUUCACGCUACAAUUUGACACUUCCUCCUGAUGACACCGUGAAUCGUAUUGUUCUGGGGCAGCCCUAUUCCCUCGAGAGUUACCGUAGUCACGAGGACAAGUGUGCGUUGAUAGAUGUGGCUUUAAACACUAUGGAUGGAGGGGCAAUCCUGGCCACUGUUCUGCACAUGAAGAACACUGUUAAAAAGAACUUGUUUAUUAAGGAAAUGCAAACACGCUCCCAUGCUGCACAAGUUUACGUCCAUUACCUCAAACAGCGGCAUAGUUUUGCUGAAGCUAUUGACUUUUUGGGAUUGCUUGGGAAAAAUGAAGAAGCUGCAAUUCUAACAUAUCACAUGGCUGUAACAAGCAAAGACACAGCUAGUAAACUGGCUAACUUGAAGAAGGCAUUGCAGACAUCAUUUAGUGAUCCUGGUCUGUCUCACGAAGCGAAAAUGGUGAAGGAUCAUAUACAGCUGUUAGAGAGACAAAUCCUGAUUGAUGAGGCUGACGCACAUGACCAGAGCAAUCCCAUGCUGCUAGAGUACCCACGAGUGAGCAGCAUCACUGACAAGUCCUUGCUCACCACCCUCUUCUACUGCAGCAUGUACCACUGGGAUGCUCCUGAGUCCCACCCUGCUAGCCCCACUGCUCUAAGGAAGGCACAUGGCAUUCCUGAGAGGCAGGUGCUGUGGACAGUGAUUAGGGGCCGGGCCAGGGUCAAUCACUGGCCCUUGCCCAAUGAUCUGGAUAGUUGGAUGGGCAAUAAGGGAUUGCGAGGAGCUCUGGGAUCACUGACGUCUGCAUUUACGGGUUCUAGUAAAUUAGUGAAGAAUGUCUUACCAGUUGAGCAGGUAGUACACACCCUGGCGGCUAGCAAUGCUCCAUCCAAUGUGCUAGCCGCAUACAUUGCUUUGCUGGACUCCCUGGACACUCGCCUGAAGUUAGCCGUCAAUCACAAGUGUCACCAAGCUGCUGUGGAGGUUUUCAUUGCCCAGAAGGACAGAGAAGCUCUCGAAAAAUACAUGAAGGAGAUUCCAGCAGGCUCUCCAGAAUUCCUAAAGGCUGAGAGUGCUUUAAAAACAGUACGUUGGAAGAACUAAGAGAAAAUGACUCCGAAUGCCAAGUUCUAUUUUGUAGUUAUCAGUAUACCUCUUUGAUUUUCAUCCUCUGUUUUGGAUAAAUCUUUCUUCUGCACAACACAUAUUCUGUCUAUUCCAAUAACUGUAAAAGCAGGAGAGAAGAACAGGAAAAAAGAUUGAAAAGAAUAAAUUGUAAAGAGGAAAGAAAAGGAAAAGGAAAUCUCUAGAGAGGCUUCACAUGUUUCUAGAUGUUUUUAUUUCAAAGAAAUAAGUUUGUAAAGUUUCUUCCCCCAAAUAUAAAUACUGUGAUAACAGUAGUGUAAUCAUGAGUGAAAGAGUGUAGAAAUUAGUUGAAAAAAAUAUAUAUAUCUAUAAAAGUGAUGUGUAGGAUAUGAUAAUUUUGCAUUUUCGUUAGAAUGAUGGUCAAGUAAAGAAAGCUUUAGUAUUGUGUAGAAAAUGUAUUCCUUAGAAUAUAAUCUGUUAAAUACAUUUCUGCGUAAGAUGGUAUUGCAGAUUAGCAUUUUUGUCACUUCAGGGAUCAAUAGAAACAAGUAAUUGGUUGACAGAAAUUAUAUACAAAGUAGGUUCUUAGAAAAAUGAGACAACAGGGUCAACUUUUGUCUCAUCAUUGACUGUACUAUUAUAUGCAUGGUAGGUUUUCCUGCCAGGUGAUUGAUAAGAUCUAGGAAACACUUAAGGAAUGCAAACCUCCACAAAGCCCAAUAUUCCUUGUCAC
Molecule: messenger RNA, 2380 nt
Organism: Penaeus monodon (black tiger shrimp)
Lineage: Eukaryota; Metazoa; Arthropoda; Malacostraca; Decapoda; Penaeidae
Gene: Vps16B
Product: spermatogenesis-defective protein 39 homolog
Exons: 14
Coding region: 142-1665 (507 amino acids)
Biological process (GO): vacuolar transport; intracellular protein transport
Cellular component (GO): cytoplasm
Source: RefSeq, a predicted model, not a curated record